AUGCAUCCAGAGGAUAUCCUGAAGUUGAUCAUCAAAAGGGUCAAGGAAAGAACUGACGGUUUUAAAGACCCAAACGAACGCAGAGGCCUUCAACUCAAAGAUGUCGUUAAACCCUAUCCCAACGAUCAGCCUUUGCCAAAGCGGAGAAAAAUACGCUUUCUGGACGAGUUAUUCAUCGAGAAAAUGGAGUAUGCUUUAGAAAACAGUGAACCUACUUCAAAAGUAGUCAAGUUGCGUGGACCAAGAAACUACCAUGAAUGGCGAGUGAACUGGGAAGACCACAUCCACAAUUUGGGUAUUUAUGAUGGAUACUUUCUUCGACAGUACCAUGAGAAGUUUGAGGAUACAUCCGACGAACCAAUCAGUUACGAAAGGUUUAGAGCAUCGAGACCGGAGAACUUGAAAAAAGCCUGUGACUUGGCUGACGAAUUCUUGACCAGAGAGAUCAAAAGCACCGUUGAUAAGAAACUCUUAAAUCAGGUAAGAGCUUCUACCUACCAUGGGAUUCUCGAAAGAGUCCGAAUGAUCGAAACGUUGAACCCUCAUAGAGUCAAAGCGGGUGAAGCGUACUCUUAUCUGAAACGAAUUAACAAUAUCGGAACGUUCGAGUCGAGGCAAGAACAUCACUCUAUAUAUGAGCCCGAUUGGGUCGUCAGAGUGAUUGGUGAUAGUGUGGAUGUCACCAAAUACGACCUUGAAGCUGUAGCUCAGGUUUUCGAGAGAGUGGAGAAGGAUAAGCUCAGGGAGGCAUAUGAGGAAGCCGCCGAUAAAACGAGGCCUAUUUCCACGAUCCAGAUGGAAUUCGAGCGUAGAGUGAGGGAGAUAUGUUACUCGAAGUUGGGAGCACCAAUGAUACCAGACGACUUUUCAGACUACGACUGA
Molecule: messenger RNA, 882 nt
Organism: Candidozyma pseudohaemuli
Lineage: Eukaryota; Fungi; Ascomycota; Pichiomycetes; Serinales; Metschnikowiaceae
Exons: 1
Coding region: 1-882 (293 amino acids)
Source: RefSeq, a predicted model, not a curated record